Molecule: messenger RNA, 3030 nt
Organism: Cryptomeria japonica (Japanese cedar)
Lineage: Eukaryota; Viridiplantae; Streptophyta; Pinopsida; Cupressales; Cupressaceae
Product: receptor-like protein 33
Exons: 1
Coding region: 1-3030 (1009 amino acids)
Cellular component (GO): plasma membrane
Molecular function (GO): protein binding
Source: RefSeq, a predicted model, not a curated record
AUGGCCAAAUCAGUAGUUUGGGCGCUCCUCUUCUUGCUCGCCACGCUUGCCUACCCCUGUCGCUGCUCCUCCUUAUGGGGAGGAUGCCCUCCUCACGAAUUAUCUGCCCUCACCCAGAUCAAACAUGAGCUGAUCGAUCCAUAUUAUAUGUUGGCAUCGUGGAAGGGAUUAUACUGCUGCUCCUGGUCCGGAAUCACCUGCCACACCCGCACUGCCCACGUGAUUCGUCUGGAUCUUAACCCUUUCUGGCUGGGAGUUAGGAAUUCAAGCAGCCAAAUAUUCCCUGCUUUGUUCCACCUGCAGCAUUUGGAGUACCUCGACCUCACUUGGAUUGACUUGUCCCCUCUUCCCUUCCCUUCACAUCUUCCGAGCCUCAGCAAAUUGACGCAUUUGAGCUUGAAAGGAUGUGGCCUCGGUGGCCUAAUUCCAAGUGAGCUUGGCAAUAUGUCUGCCUUGAAAUAUCUGGACAUCUCUGACAAUUUUGCUCUUAGCGGCCCAAUUCCAGGUGAGAUUGGCAACAUGUCUAGCUUGACAUUUCUAGACAUCUCUGACAAUUCUCAUCUGCAGAUGGGGCAUUCGGGCUCGUGGAUUCGAAAUUUGCGAGGGUUGGAGCACCUUGGACUAGAAGAUGUGAAUCUGACAUUUGGUGUAAUAGAGUGUGUUGCUUCUCUUCCCAAUCUUACAUCACUUGCCAUGUAUAAUAUGCCAGGUACACUUCUCUCUCCUCUUGUAAACCUCACCUUACUCUCCCAUCUCGAGCUUGAUGGUAGUUACUUCACUCAGCAGCCAUUUCCCAUUUGGAUUUCAAAUCUUACAUCUUUGGUUUCCCUCCACCUCCUUGACUGCAAUCUCAACGGUUCCAUGCCUGCUGCUGUUUUAAGACUUCCACAUUUGAGGGACCUUGACUUGUCCUAUAACCCUGGUCUCAAAGUCAACCUCUCCUUUAUUGUGCAACAUGGUUUCCAGCUUAGCACCCUUUCCAUUGCAAGUUCAGAUGUGGGAGGAGUGAUUCCCAAUUCUAUGGGGAAUAUGUCUUCAUUAGCCGCCCUAGAUCUUUCUGGUAACAAUGUGGGAGGAGUGAUUCCGAAUUCUAUGGGGAAUAUGUCUUCAUUAACCGCCCUAGAUCUUUCUGGUAACAAUAUCGAAGGUAGUCUUCCAGCUUUUAUUGGAAAACUGUCACAUCUUGAAAGGUUGGACCUUUCCAGAAACUCACUAAGAGGCAACAUUCCAUGGAGCUCAUUAUGUGGGCUAUCAAAGCUUUCAACGCUUCGGCUCAGGUCAAACCAAUUAAAUGGAAGCUUGCCAUCUACUUUUGGUAAUCUCUCGUCUUUACUAUGGCUUGAUCUCUCAAACAACUCUUUCAGUGGCACUUUCUUACUCUCUCAACAAGAAAAUUUCACAAAGCUUAAAUAUUUAAGUCUUUCUGACAAUUUCUUGAGAGUAAAAGUUGAAGGCUCUUGGAUCCCCAAAUUUCAGCUUUAUCAUUUGUCCUUGAUUUCUUGUAAUAUGGAUGGCAAUUUUCCAAAUUUCAUAUUAACUCAGUAUACAAUAGAAGUACUCGACUUGUCUAACAAUUAUCUCAGUGGAAACAUUCCAGAUUGGUUGUGGGAAUUUACAUCAUUCUAUACACUCAAUCUCUCUUGUAAUCAAUUUGGAGGAAGGCCUUUGUCAUCUAAAUUCAGUAAGUUUGGUGCUCCAAUUGUUGACUUACAUAAAAAUAAGUUACAAGGGAAUGUUUUUUUACCUCAUCUUAAUGUUGAAUUCUCGGACUUGUCUGAGAAUCAAUUUGAUGGCAUCAUUCCAGCAAGCAUUGGCAAACAUGGCCAAAGUCAGCUCAAUUAUUACUCACUUGCAAAUAAUAAUAUAAGGGGUUCAUUUCCACAUUUUAUUUGUGAAGGGCAUCACUUGGAGGUUCUAGAUGUCUCAAACAACAAGCUCACAGGUAAUAUUUUUGCAAGUUUUGGGAAUUGUUCAUCAACACUAAAGGUGUUAAAUCUAGAAAAUAAUCAUUUGGAAGGUGAGAUUAAGAGCAUGGUUUGUCUUGAAACAUUGAAAUUGGGAAGUAACAAGCUACAAGGGUCAAUUCCACCAUCACUAAAAAAUUGUACUUCUUUGGAGAUUCUAGAUUUGGGAUAUAAUCACAUGCAGGGAACCAUCCCAAAUUGGAUAGGGAAGUUAAUUGGCCUUCGAAUUUUGGUGUUGAGAUCUAAUAAAUUCAAAGGUGAAAUACCAUUAGAGUUGACAAAACUAGAAAAUCUUCAAGUUUUGAUUUUGUCAAAUAAUGAUUUAUCUGGAGCUAUUCCAAGUAGCUUAAGAAACUUGAGAGCAAUGACAAAUCAAACACAAAGUGUAGAAGCCUUCCUUCAAUACUCAAAUUCAAGCUCAAUACCGUAUUUAGAUAAAAUGGAAAUAAACAACAAAGGGUUCUUUCUAGAAUAUGUGAGAUCAUUGGCAUUGGUUCGAUGUCUUGAUCUCUCAAAUAACAACUUCUCAGGUGAUAUUCCUAAGGACAUCGGAUUCCUCAUCGGUCUAAGGAUUCUCAAUUUGUCAAGAAAUCAUCUAAAUGGAAAAAUUCCUACUUCUUUUGGAAAGCUUGUGCAAUUGGAGUCACUUGAUCUUUCAUGGAAUAAUCUUAUUGGAAAUAUUCCUACAGAACUACAAUCUCUCACAUUUUUGAGUUUUUUGAACAUAUCUUGUAAUAGUUUUUCAGGCAGAAUACCGCAAGGAGCUCAGUGGUUAACAUUUGAUGAAAGAUCAUUUUCAAAUAAUGGACAUCUUUGUGGUCUUCAAAUCAACAUAAGUUGUUCUUCUUCUCCCUCUUCCAACAACAUUUAUGAUGAAGAUGUAAGUGAACAAGAGUGGGAGGAACAUGUAUGGUGGGAGGUUGGAAUUGGAUUGAGCUUUGGAUUUGGGUUUUCAAUUGUUGUUGGAGUAUUAUGUUUCAACAAAAAAUGUAGAACAAGAUGUUUCAAGGUCAUGGAUGGCAUUAUUGUCAUUCUUGAUCAAACUAUUCGAGAAAAAGUCUUUUAA